AUCUUUUAUCAAGUUAGCUUUGAAUACUGUUUCUAGGCUUUCCUAUUUUGUAAGUACCCUAAAAGGGACCCUUCCCGUAAAUGUGGAAGGAUGUCGAGGGGCACUGGGCCUUUGUCAAAGCUGUAUAAUGCCAUUGUCAAUUCAGUUGAUAAAUUUGUACCGAAUGCAUUGCAGCCACUUUGGCAGUCACCAGCAGGCCCAAAGACGGUAUUCUUUUGGGGACCAUCUUUUAAAUGGUUAUUGGUUGCAGCGGGACUGGGUGAUGUUAUAAACCGCCCACCGCAAUUGAUUUCUUUAAACCAAAGUACUGUUUUGGCCGUAACUGGUUUGAUUUAUUCACGGUUUGCAAUGGUGAUCAUACCUAAAAACUAUAAUCUCUUGGCAGUCAAUUUGACAGUGGCCACAGUUCAGUCCUAUUUGAUUCUGAAACAUCUUAGAUGGCGCAGCCAGAAUGCUGGGAACAUCGUUUUUAGGUAUCCUUACCAUACACGCAAUCCGGAUGAUUGCUGGUGACUACUAGGCUCCUGGAAUUUUGCAGCGUUUAUACUUAUGUAUAUUUUAAGACCCAUCUAAAUUUUUAGAAGUUUUUAUGUCUAGACUAAUAAAUAAUAAUGUGCUUUAAAUCUCA
Messenger RNA from Drosophila ananassae, 628 nucleotides. RefSeq names its product mitochondrial pyruvate carrier 2. Gene Ontology annotation, molecular function: pyruvate transmembrane transporter activity. Gene Ontology annotation, biological process: pyruvate import into mitochondria. The transcript is spliced from 3 exons. Lineage: Eukaryota; Metazoa; Arthropoda; Insecta; Diptera; Drosophilidae. Bases 91 to 513 code for a protein of 140 amino acids. Gene Ontology annotation, cellular component: mitochondrial inner membrane. The record is from RefSeq and is a predicted model, not a curated record.